AUGCCGCCGCGAGAUUACCUCUUUGUCUUUGCCCAGGCACACGAUGAGUUUCGUAUACCCGAACUACAGUCGAUCUCUGAACUGCAUGGCUUCACCAUCAGUUUCAGCCAUUACACCGAUCCGCUGGUACGCAAAGCAGCUGUAAAACGGCCAUUCAUGAUCUUGGAAUUGGAGGGAGACGCCCAUGCAAAGCUUUUGGCCAGCAGGUGUAUAUUAAUCAAAUCGAUCUACGAGCUUUACGCACAAGGGUCAACGUAUGAUGAACUGCAUGAGGCCAACAAAGGAGUUCGGACGCGCUGGGAACAGUACGUCUCGGACACGUCGUUCAAAUUUACCGUCGUUGGAUACAACCAUGGCCUGUCCCAGCGCUGGCAACGCGACGUGAUAGAGAGCUUCUCUUACAUGGACUUUCUGGGUAAGAUCGAUAUGAAGGAUCCGGAUAUCGUCCUUGGAUGCUUUGAGGAGUACGAGAAUGAUCGGCGCCCUGAUGGCUCGCGUAACAUCGACGGUGUCUUUCGUCAGGUGUAUUUCGGCAGGUUGGUUGUGAAGGGUACCGCGCGUUCAUUAGUACGGACGUUUGACGUGAAGAAAAGGAAUUACUUUGGGAACACGAGUAUGGAGGCUGAGAUAUCGCUUCUGAUGGCUAAUCAAACCCAGGCGGGGAAGUUGAUAUAUGACCCGUUUAUUGGCACGGGCAGUAUGGCCUAUACCACUGCGUACUUUGGCGCAUUUGUGUAUGGUUCUGAUAUUGACGGUCGCCAAAUGCGGGGCAAAGAUAAAACCCAAGGCAUCAUCCGUGCGGCUGCACAGUAUGAUGUUGCUAGUCGCAUCAUGGAUCUCUGCACCUUUGACGUGACACAUAACCCCUGGCGCAGUGGCUGCCUUUUUGACGCUAUCGUAACCGAUCCACCGUAUGGUGUAAGGGCAGGGGCGAAGCGUCUUGGGCGAAAAAAGGUCCGCGAAGACCGACCGCCACCUCAGGUACCAAGGGCAAACCCUGACGAACCGUACAUCCCACCAACAAAACCCUAUGAGCUCUCUGCACUUGUUGUUGACCUCAUCCUCCUCGCACGUUACCUGCUGAAACCCCACGGUCUCCUCGUAUUCUUCCUUCCAACUGUUACAGACUCUUACGAGGAAGUGGACAUCAUAUCGUCACUUUGCGAAGGCAUGGAGCUGGUUGCAAAUUCAUUACAGGACUUUGGAACUUGGGGUCGGCGGCUCAUCACGAUUCGAAAGAUUGUCACGAACGAUUAUCCACCCCCAACUUUUGAAACUGUCGGUCCUUGUAGAGAGGGAGACGACCACACCCCUGCACACAAGGAUUUCAGGGAAAAAUAUUUCCAAGGCUUCAAGGCAGUAGAGUGA
This is a messenger RNA of Pisolithus orientalis, 1368 nucleotides long. Its product is annotated as tRNA guanosine-2'-O-methyltransferase. NCBI's taxonomy places the organism in Eukaryota, Fungi, Basidiomycota, Agaricomycetes, Boletales, Pisolithaceae. The coding region runs from base 1 to 1368 and encodes 455 amino acids. Gene Ontology annotation, molecular function: nucleic acid binding. The transcript is spliced from 10 exons. Gene Ontology annotation, biological process: methylation. Gene Ontology annotation, cellular component: cytoplasm. The record is from RefSeq and is a predicted model, not a curated record.